GGAUAGACUGGUGUGAUUUGACGUCAUUUCUAAAUGACAACACUUUAACUUAUCUUUGAAAACAUGGCACUUCAGUCACAGGUGCUGUAUGAAAAGGAGGGUGUUUAUAUUCAAGUGAAUGUAAAUUCAAACACAUCUGACAGAGAUGCUCACAUUCCAGGCAAAGUGUAUCUUAUUAAGAAGCCUGAGGGAAUAUUUAUUGAAUGGAAGGCAGAGGAAGUUCUGAUGUUGGAUGGACAGAAUUCUGCAGACCAGGAGUGGGCUGUGAUUGGAUCCAGUCUGUCUGUGGGUUACAAACCUGAUAAAGACUCAGAUGCAUUAAAUAUGAAAGCAGAAUUAAGGAAGAAGUAUAACAUCUGCUUUGACAUCUUAGACCUAAAGAGCUUCAAAAGGAGUGCUCCAAAUCAUGGCUGGGCAUAUAUCAUAUUUAUCUUAAAAGAUGGCACAACGUAUCCUGCUCUGCAUUUCCACAAUGGAGGAAGCAAAGCAUUGUUACAACAGUUUGGAAAAUAUAUCCAUAUUAAAAGGUCCCCAAAUGAUAAUCGAUUAUUCAUUGUCCAAGAACAUGAUCCUGACAUGUUGUCAAAGUCCUUUGAUGAGCUUCACCUCUUUGCCGACUCCUCUGGGGAUCUAGUGUCUCAAUUUUUGCAGAAAUUCAUCAAAGACCCUUACACCACAACCCUGGGAGGGUUCUCCAAAGUGACCAACUUUCUGAGGGACACCAUGUUUCAACAGGAGCCUGUGUCCCACAGACCCAAAGAGGAGGUGGCUGAAAUCCUCAGUGCUGAAGAAAUUCCUGGAAUGGAAAUCAGUCAACAAGAGGCAGGGUUUGAAAUGGUUACCAAGACCAAACUACCCACAAGACCACAGGUGACCAGAAGUACUCCACUGACCGCAAAGCAGUGGUCAAAACACAUGGAUACUGACGGAAGGAUAAAGAAUAUAGAAAACCUCAAGGAUGUUAUAUUUAGGGGGGGUAUAGAGCCCAGUAUAAGGAUAGAGGUAUGGAAGUUCCUCUUGGGUUAUCAUGAUUGGCAGUCUACUUAUAAAACCAGGACAGAUGAGAGGAAACGAAAAGUAGAUGACUACUUUAGAAUGAAGUUACAAUGGAAGACCAUUAGUGAUGCACAGGAGAGAAGGUUUUCUACUCUUAGAGAAAGGAAGUGUCUCAUUGAGAAAGAUGUGACUAGAACAGACAGAACCCACAAAUUCUUUGAGGGAGAGUGUAACCCUAACUUACAGGUCCUCAAUGACUGUUUAAUGACCUACUGCAUGUAUAACUUUGAUUUAGGGUAUGUGCAGGGGAUGAGUGACCUCCUGUCUCCUGUCCUGGUGGUCAUGGAGAAUGAAGUGGACGCCUUCUGGUGUUUUGCCGGCCUCAUGGAACGAGUGUGUGAUAAUUUUGAAAUGGACCAGGCUGGGAUGAAAGUCCAGUUGUCUCAGAUCCAUAAGUUAAUGCAGUUUGUGGAUCCUGAGUUGUGUAGUUAUCUAGAGAGCCAUGAUUCAGGAAAUUUCUACUUCUGUUUCCGAUGGCUACUUAUUUUGUUCAAGAGAGAAUUUUCUUUUAAUGAUGUGAUGAGCCUUUGGGAGGUAUUAUGGACAGACAGACCUUGUAAGAAUUUUCAUCUCCUGAUCUGUUUGGCUGUGUUAGACACAGAAAAAUCAACCCUGAUGGAAAACAAAUUCGGGUUCACUGAAAUACUCAAACACAUUAAUGAUAUGAGUGGUGCAAUUCAUCUGGAGGACACAUUGAAGAAAGCGGAGGGCAUUUAUUUACAAUUAAAAGACAGCAAAAAUCUACCAAGUGCUGUGGCAGAAAUUAUUGGACUAGAUGGUGUGUCUCCAAGUGAUUCAGGUGACCUGGCAUCAAGGGAAAAGUCGCCACAUUUAGAUCUAAAGCUGAAAGAAAACGGACUCCACACACCGAAUUCUGGGUCAGGCACCACCGGAAAUACACCCGAUGACAGUAGUAUCGAAAUUUUAACAGAGAACGGAGACAUUGGUGUCAACAAUUUCUACAACUGAGUCUUCUCUUGUGAUCUGUGAUGUGAACUUGAGACUUUGGCCAUACAACAUAUUGAACGGGUUCAAAAAUUUGUAUGCUUGAUCUUUAGGUAUAGACACGUCAUGGCAGUUGUGUACUAGUUAAGCAAAUAUAAUCUCUAAGUUGUUCAAAACCUUGGUGGAGAAAUGUUGCAUUACAAGUAUACAAACAUAUUUUGUAUCAAUUAUAAAAGCAUCUUUCCCAAAACAAUACACCACAGGGGUGUGCAAUUACAAAAAUUAGUUAAUAGCCCAUCAGGCUAGUGGCAGUAACAAAGUUACUAGCCCGAGGUUACCAGUCACUAGCCCAUUAACUACCAAAAACAA
Molecule: messenger RNA, 2370 nt
Organism: Saccostrea echinata
Lineage: Eukaryota; Metazoa; Mollusca; Bivalvia; Ostreida; Ostreidae
Product: TBC1 domain family member 15-like
Exons: 15
Coding region: 64-2025 (653 amino acids)
Biological process (GO): activation of GTPase activity
Molecular function (GO): GTPase activator activity
Source: RefSeq, a predicted model, not a curated record